Messenger RNA from Effrenium voratum, 1693 nucleotides. NCBI's taxonomy places the organism in Eukaryota, Dinophyceae, Suessiales, Symbiodiniaceae. The record is from the annotation of a GenBank genome assembly.
GCUUACACCGGAAGAUUAUCUUGUUGUUUGCAAACACCCUCCGAAUCAUGCUGAAGCUGUUUUUGCUGCUGGGCGCUGCGUGGGCCAUCCGCGAUGCUCCCUCGCUGCACGCGAUCAUGGAGCAGGAAGCCGCGAAGACCGCGACCACCACGGAUAUCACCAUGGUGGUGGAUGCCAUGCACACCGGGGCCUGUACAAAUUUCGGUCAGGACUAUCGAGUCUUGAAGAUUGUGGUCAAGGACAUGAACCUGCCAUCGCUCUACGAGCACAAGUUCCAAUUCGUGGUGGCUGAGAUGAAGGUGAAGAAGCAGGCCCACUUCGUGGCGGAGCUGGUAGGCGUGCCGGACUCUGCAAAGCUGCAGGCGACCGUCUACAUGAAGCAGAAAUACAAGUGGCAGUCACUCGGCUAUUCCAAGUGCGGGCGGAAGAGUGCGAUGAUUACCUUCCCGCACGACCUCAGUGUCCACAUUGAGCCUUUCCAGAAGGACUCCUCAGCGAGAUUCUACCAGUACAUUUCGCUCACCUUCCAGAAGCAUGUUACUGCAUGGCGGGCCGCUGCGGUGGAGGUGAUCGCAAGAGCUGCGGGGACGGAGCCUGUGAAACUCAAUGCCCGCGACAUGGCCAAGGGGAGGCCUCCCGCGCCGCCGGCCAUGCCGAAGGGAGACACGGACCCGGACCCGAUGCCCGAGAGCAUCGACUCGGUGGUGGCCUCGCCCACGCCCUCCACCGAGGCGCCUUCCCCUUCGCCUUCUCCUUCGCCUUCCCCUUCGCCUCCCCCUUCGCCGCCCCCUGUCAUCCCCGAGGUCGUGCCAGAACUGCCCUCGGAUGGUGUCAUUGACGCCGAGGACUCCACGACCGGUGAGGAUUGCGACAUGUGCAUGAUGCGUCUGGGCUUGGGCCUGGAGGGCAUGAUCGCGGCGCACAUCAGAGAUAUUACGGACGCCCUCUGCGACAUGGAGGACUGCGCUCCGACUUGCUCCACCGACUGGGAGGGGAGCUUCAUCACAUGCUCCAAGGAGCAGACCGAGUACCGCAAGAUGCUGAGAUCUUUGAUCGAGCGGAACCUGGCAGCACGGGCGGCAACGACUUCGAUUUCCGAGGCAAAGAGGAGCUUGUCCCCGGUGGCCAAAGAGGAGAUGGACAAGGCGGAGACGCGCGCCAAGGAAAUGGAGGAGUUCUCAAUCGUGUCUGCGGAGGUCGACGAUCAGCCGCACGAUGCAGAUCCAGCCGUUGUAGCCUUGAAGGCGUGCCAGAGUGGCCCUUCAGGCGGUGUCUGGCCAAGGAAGAACUUGGAAAGAAUCGUGGCGACAUCGGUGGGCAGGGAUGACGGCCGUGCGUCAAAGACGCAGUUGAAGACGUGGCUGAAGGACUAUUGCUCCGCCCGCACCACCAGCGAGGGGUUCGCUUGCGUGGGCCUGCUGACCAACGUGAAGGGCGAGCUGGUCGAAAAGAAGACGAAGUCCUCCGGCGGUUGCGACUUGUGGGAGUGGAUCGCGGCCAGGGCGAAGGACGAGUGGACCGAACGUUGCCCCUGGAACCGCUGGCGCCUCUGCGAAGCUGGGGAGAGGUGUCAGGGCAAGGGCACCGCUUCAACGAACAUCGCGUCCUGCUUCGCGAAGGAGUUGGACUGAGUGCGUGGCGACCGUGGCGACCGUGGCGACCGCUGAUUUUGGUACAAUCCAGCGCAGCCGUG